Messenger RNA from Rodentolepis nana, 831 nucleotides. The record is from the annotation of a GenBank genome assembly. NCBI's taxonomy places the organism in Eukaryota, Metazoa, Platyhelminthes, Cestoda, Cyclophyllidea, Hymenolepididae.
AUGCUUUCCAAUGCCAUCUUUGAUCUGAUCAUGAACUUUGGAAAAUUGUGCUACAGUCCAGAUUUCAAUAAUCUGAAAGGCCCAUUCCUGAAAAGUCUUCCUGAUAGUUUGAAGACCUUCGAAGAAUAUUUGGGUGACAAAACCUGGCUUACGGGUGAAAAUAUUAACUAUCCCGAUUUCAGCCUAUGUGAACUUCUGAAUCAAUUAGAAAAGUUUGAGCCAUCUUGUCUCAGUAAAUUUCACAAAUUGAAGGCCUAUCUGACUCGUUUUGAGAAUCUACCAGAACUGAAGGAGUAUAUGUCCUCAGAGGAGUUCAAAAAGCGAGAUUGUGCAUUCUCUUCAUCAGCUUGCAAUUCUAAAACCAUGCUUGGACAGCAAAUUCGCCUCUUAUUGACUUACUGUGGUGAGAAGUUUGACCAGGAGUUCUAUAUAGCUGGACCCGCUCCCGAUUUCUCAAGAGAGCAGUGGCUCUCGAAGAAAUUCAAUCUUGGACUAGAUUUUCCAAAUCUUCCCUACUUGAUAGUUGGUGAUCUCAAACUAACUCAUUCAACAGCAAUUCUUGAAUACAUUGCUGACAGAAAUAACAUGCGUGAGUUCAAGAAGUCUGGAAUUUCUCCGGAGGAAAGAGCAACAUUAUUGAUGGUAAAUCUGGCGGUGAUGGACAUUCGUAACCGAUUUUACGGUUUGACGUUUGGACCUGAUUAUGAGAAAAACAAAGUUGAAUACAUGAAAAACUUGCCAACCGAAAUUAAAAGUUUGUCCGAUUACCUUGGAGAUAAGAAGUUCUUUUCUGGAGAGAAGGUGAGCAGUGCUGCUAUUCCAUAUUUGUAA